Molecule: messenger RNA, 849 nt
Organism: Durusdinium trenchii
Lineage: Eukaryota; Dinophyceae; Suessiales; Symbiodiniaceae
Source: the annotation of a GenBank genome assembly
AUGUUUCAGCAUGGUCGGCUGCUGUGCUUCUUCGAUGAGAACCACUGGGGCAAUUUCCAGCGUUACGAGGGUGCCACCCGAGAAUUGGACUCCGAGGAGGAGGAAGAGUUGCUGGACUAUCUCAACGAGAACUAUGAGCACGGCGCCCAACGCUUGGCCGACCCCGAGGACGGCGACCUCGCAGGCUACUUGCGCGACACCAACUGGCCGGGCGCCACUAGUUGCGCGAUGAGUCAUCUUCGUGGCCUGGUGAAGGCUGCGACGGACGGACACGAGUUUGCCUUGGUCUUCGAGGACGAUGCCGUCAUCCCAACCUCCGUGGCCCGAAAAAGGGGUUGGUGUGAGACCUGUCCGGGGAAUCUGUGCUUUUGCCCAAGCGCUUGGGCCUUUUGCGUGGAAGAAGCGGUGCAGCUCAUGAGACGGGCACCUCACCUGGACUUGCUCUACCUGGGCGUUGGAGAGGCCUUUGAGCCGCAUGGACCACAUGAAGGGAUCCUCUCGGACGACAGCGACGAGGAGCUGGGAGGCAUCACCGAGAUGGGCUAUACCUGGUGCGCCGAAGCCAUCCUCUACGCGCGCUCCGCCCUGCAGGACGUCCUGGCGCUGAAGCUGCAUGAGCGUCUCUGGGCACAGGACGAGACCAUCCCACAUCUCUACAGUCGAAAGCCGUGGAAUCCGCGCUUCAUGGAGUCUUUGAAGCAAGUGGGCUUCCAACGGCGCUGGCUGGCUGGAGCUCCUGCAGAGGAUGUCGAGGAGGGCUGGAUUCAACAACUGGAAUUCUUCAAAGAAGAGUUGGACUCCGCUCAACUGGCCUUGGCGUGGCGCUCCUCGAACUCCUCGGAGCUUUGA